CAGCUCGGGGUUCUCCAAGAGAAGAUCACCUGUAACACGGCUGAGAGUGAGAGUGCGCAUCAUGGAUGUUCUUUUGCCCUCCAUGCUAGGGGAUGAUCCACACCUAAUGGCUGAGCCAGAGAUCCAGAUCUUCGAGCAGCCCAAGCAGAGGGGGAUGCGCUUCAGGUACAAGUGUGAGGGUCGCUCGGCCGGAAGCAUCCCCGGCGAGAACAGCUCCGACAACAACAGGACCUACCCCAGUCUGCAGAUCUUGAAUUACUGUGGCAAAGGGAAAGUGCGUGUGUACUUGGUGACCAAGAACGAGCCGUACCGACCGCAUCCACAUGACCUGGUGGGGAAGGACUGCAAAGACGGAUUCUACGAGGCCGAGUUUGGUCCAGACCGCAGAGUGAUCGCUUUCCAGAAUCUGGGUAUUCAGUGUGUGAGAAGGAGGGAAGUGAAAGAUGCGAUCGUACAGAGGAUGACCAGAGGGAUCAACCCCUUCAAUGUGCCACGCGAGCAGCUGCUGCAGACAGAGGAGUACGACUUGAAUGUGGUUCGCCUGUGCAUCCAGGUUUUCCUGCAGGACGAGAACGGCCACUGCACCCGACCGCUCAACCCCAUCGUCACCAACCCCAUCUAUGACAACAGGGCUCCAAACACAGCCGAGCUGAGGAUCUGUCGGGUCAACAGGAACAGUGGCAGUGUUAAGGGAGGGGAUGAAAUCUUCUUGCUGUGUGACAAAGUACAGAAAGAUGACAUUGAGGUGAGAUUCUUCGCCUCCGAUGGCUGGGAGGCCAAAGGCUCCUUCUCCCAGGCCGAUGUUCAUCGCCAAGUAGCCAUCGUCUUCAAGACUCCACCCUACUACAACACAUCCAUAAUAGAGUCGGUCAAUGUGCACAUGCAGUUGCGCCGACCUUCUGAUCAGGAAGUCAGUGAACCGAUGGAUUUCCGAUAUCUGCCCGAUGACAAAGAUCCUUACGGCUACAACGAGAAGAAGCGCAGAAGAGAGAACUUGAUGAGGAUAUCAGGAUUGUCAAGUGGUCCUUUUGCUUGCCUGGGUAUGAACAGGCCAAAGGCAAUGUCACAGAGUACAAUGAGCCACAUGCGGAAAGACCUAGGCAACAUGUAUUUGAGGCAACAGCCCACACCUACGAUGCAGCAACAGCCGACCGUGUUCAACCAGCCCUACCAACCAGGCCCCCAGAAUGUAAUGAUGACAUCCCAGGCUCCUAAUGUACCAGUCAGCCAUUCAUGGGUAAAUCCCAACCCAGCACUCUCAAUGGAAACAGUCACCGUAAAUCCGUCUGGUGCCAUGGGCAAUCUGCCACGUCCCAGCAGCAGCAAGCAGCAGCAGCCAAACCGUGGACCUGGGUACUCCCACCGAGUGGAGCACAACAACUUUGAGAAUAACACCCUCCCUCAGCUGUCCAUGGGGGACUUGCAGUGCUUGGAUACAGUCACCCAGGCCCCUGGAAUGGCUCAGUCUGAAUCACAGCCGCUCUUCCACCUGCAGCACCAAAGGGACGAGCUCGCCUCUGAGACCCGGGCCCAGAAUCAUCUAGGCAACCAGAACCAGGGUCUCCAGACUGUGUGGCCCAAUUUCAACACCCACAAUCCAAUCCAGCAUACCUUCAACGGGUCAGUAUCUCGAGAUGGAGGGGGGUCACAGGGGCUGGGCUCCUUCCCCUUCCUAGAGGGAGUGGAAGGGGAAGAUUUUCUGAAGGGCCUGGUAGGUGGAGGGUCUCAGUCUGGCUUCCAGCUGAAGCAGGAGCCCCCGAUCACAGUGGAACAAGAGACCCAUGCUUCACUCAUGCAACCCCAAAGGGAAAGCCAAGGAAAUACUUACACCAACUUGCUUCCUCGUCGUAUGAGCAAUGGCACCAACAUGCACCCAAUGAGGCAAGACGGUGGCAACACCCAGCAUCUUAAAAAUCCGCAAAAUCCUUACUCAAACAACAGCAUGGCCUUCGAUGGCCACUAUGCAACUUUGGAUGACUGGCUCAAAUCAACUCGGCAAAGCGACUAGAAGGAUUCACAUUUUUGAUGUCAAGUAAUAAACAGAAGCAGCUUCAAGGAGCAUAUUGAUCUUGUCUCGCCUUGCAAAGCCACAAAAUGUUUGUCACCCAUUCUGGCCCGGGAAGCCUCAGUGGGCAUUUGCUUGGGUUAUUACAUCAGUGGGCAUAAGAGCAAAAUUUUAGGCAGCCAAUUGGAUCUGUAACCAAACACAGGCAUUGCAGCUGAUUAUGGACUAGCUCCUUCUUUAGCAAAGACUGACUCCUACGCCGAAACCAUGACACAUUUAAAUAAAGGAUGCCUUGUUCAAAGCCCCAGUUUACAAUUGGUUUAUGAUGCAAUUCUGUACAGGCUUUGCCCCAACCAUUAAUCUGAGGGGCCAAGUUGCAUCGUCACUCUAAUCACUCUCCCCAGUUGACUGAUAGGUUUGGCUUCCAGCUGCUGUUGCUGUGCAUCUCAGAUGAGUCGAUAAAACUGAGCUCACAUAGGCUGAGACCUGUACGUGGAUGAACCAGGCUUUAGGUUGUACAGAUGGACUCAUCAAACGACAGGCUUCCAAGCCAAAGUUAGAUUUCUGAAGAACUGAAUGUAGUACUUUCUUUCUUUCUCAGGUGAAGUUGGAUUCACUGUCAACAUACUGUUUGUAAUCAAUGUUUUGCUGGGGUUUGUUUGAUUUUGAAAAACACAGGGGUAAAUGGAUGGUAGGAUUUUUGAAAGUGCAGCAGCAAAAAUGACUCAUUAUAGCAGGUUUACUUUUAUCGCUUUGGAAAAGAUUCUUACAUAUUACACUGUUUUCCUGAUAUUUUAGCAGAGUAUUUGCUUUUAAGUGCACCCUGUACAUACAUGUUAGCCAUAGUUGAGAGUGAAAGCAAUAAGCAUGCUGAAACACUCAAGAACUGGCAAGGUACAGAAAUUUCCAUUGAGGAAGUUGGAGGAGACACAUUCAGUGUUGUCUUUCCAUUGUAAUGACUAUGUCAUACCAGUGAUCACGUGUUAUUCAGAGUUCUCAGAGCAUUUCUACCAGAUGUUUUAUAGAUACAGAUGUUAAUGUUGUGUUUUAUUGUUUCAUUCAUCCAGCUGAGGCUCGUUCCAAUAGCUUCACAGAGCGUCUUGCUCGAGGACACAUGGCUGAUAAUGAACAAACACUGGCUCUUGUGCGGGUUUCAAAUGCGGUACCUGGCAGCAGCCUGCAGGGCUGUCACCUUUAGCUUAGCUCAUCCUAGCAUGUUGUUUUUUUUACUUGUAUGACUCCCAGAAGCUUUUUGGUUUUAAAUGAAAUGUAAUAUUUUGAUGACUACUUUGUAAAAUUUGCUGUUUUUGGAUUUUUCUGCAGGAUCAGUUCAUAAUAAACAUUGUAUGUCUUA
Chelmon rostratus (copperband butterflyfish) is the source of this 3359-nucleotide messenger RNA. It is a transcript of the gene rel, whose product is annotated as v-rel avian reticuloendotheliosis viral oncogene homolog. Gene Ontology annotation, biological process: canonical NF-kappaB signal transduction; cellular response to stress; regulation of transcription by RNA polymerase II. The record is from RefSeq and is a predicted model, not a curated record. Gene Ontology annotation, cellular component: cytoplasm. Gene Ontology annotation, molecular function: DNA-binding transcription factor activity, RNA polymerase II-specific; RNA polymerase II cis-regulatory region sequence-specific DNA binding. The coding region runs from base 62 to 2008 and encodes 648 amino acids. Lineage: Eukaryota; Metazoa; Chordata; Actinopteri; Chaetodontiformes; Chaetodontidae. The transcript is spliced from 11 exons.